AUGUCGAGACGGCAGGAGUAUAUAGGGAAAGUAAACUACAACAACCGUUUGCCUGCGCCGCUGAUUCCACCGAAACUACUGCGGUAUGUGGACGACGACAGAGAGGGCGUUGAUUCGCCGCAAUUGAUCACUUCGCUGUACACGAAGACGAACGUGACGCCGCUGGUGGAGGUCAACAGGGAUCUUGGGAUGCCUCUUGACCUGAUGGGACUCCCCGGUUUGCUGAACAAGAACGAGACGACGCACAUGUACGGGUUUGACAACGUCCGGUUGCAGCCGAGGGAUAGGGUGCUGCUGAGGGACCCGCGGGUCGACAAGCUCACAAAGACGGAUAUGUCGAAGGUCACCUUCCUGCGGAGGACGGAGUAUUUGUCGUCGACGAUUGCCAACUCGCAGCCAUCCACAGCGGCGCAACUGCGGAGGAAAAGAGUUCGUGGACAGGGCGACGACGACGGUGAGGACGACGACACCGCGUUGAACCCGCAAGAUAUCGUUCACAGAGUGGAGGGUACAUUCGAGGUGAUGGACAAGGAUCUGUCGCACUUGCAACAUCCAGUGCGGAAACAAUUGAAGGCGACCAAAGUGUGGGAUUUGCUCCCAGACACCGCAUCGAUGGACCAGAGCUAUUUCAUUUUGAGGAUGAUUGGGUCUGCAGGGUUGCAAUCCCAGGAAGCUGACAAGUUGGCGUUGGACUCUGCAAUCUUUAGACCCGUCGAGCUGGAAGAGGAGGAGUGGAUAUCGAUGUACACGACUGAUAAGCAGGAUUCUGCAACAUUGAACAGGAAGAUCGAGAGAGUCAUCGACGAAAAUAACCUUGCAAGUAAAGGUGGUGACGACUCCGACGACGACAAUGUCUUCAAAUUCAAGAGAUUAAGGGACUUCGACAUGAAACAGGUCCCCACUGUGGAGGGCAGUCAUGGCGAAAUUGCCAUUGUGUUCAACGACGAGAAGAAAACGGCGUACUAUAAACCUCUCCGCAGCAGAAUCGAGUUGAGGAGAAGACGUGUGAACGAUGUCUUCAAACAGCUGGUAAGAGAAAACAACAUCGACCAGUUUAACGUCUCGCUGAGAAACCCAACGACACAUGAGGCCAACAUGAGGGAUAGACUGAGAAUGAAAUACGACCCUAUCAACUUCGUACCUGUAGACGAAGACGGAUUGGACAAUGACAAUGAAGAGGAGGCAGGGGCCGAUAAGGAGCAGGAGGAAGAUAACGAGACGGCAGAUACCACCGUAGGCAAAUAA
Molecule: messenger RNA, 1245 nt
Organism: Huiozyma naganishii CBS 8797
Lineage: Eukaryota; Fungi; Ascomycota; Saccharomycetes; Saccharomycetales; Saccharomycetaceae
Gene: PAF1
Product: Paf1p
Exons: 1
Coding region: 1-1245 (414 amino acids)
Biological process (GO): transcription elongation by RNA polymerase II
Cellular component (GO): Cdc73/Paf1 complex
Molecular function (GO): RNA polymerase II complex binding; chromatin binding
Source: RefSeq, a predicted model, not a curated record